Molecule: messenger RNA, 1206 nt
Organism: Colletotrichum acutatum
Lineage: Eukaryota; Fungi; Ascomycota; Sordariomycetes; Glomerellales; Glomerellaceae
Product: carbon-nitrogen hydrolase
Exons: 2
Coding region: 1-1206 (401 amino acids)
Molecular function (GO): catalytic activity
Source: RefSeq, a predicted model, not a curated record
AUGCCUCCAAUCCGCCUCGCAACAGCAUCCCCCGCAACAGCAGCAACAACAUCCCAAACCCUCUCCGACAUCUCCACCCUCGCCUCCCGCGCCUCCACCUCCGGCGCAGACCUCCUCCUCCUGCCCGAAGCCUACCUCGGAGCAGGUUACCCCCGCGGCGCCUCCUUCGGCUCCAAAAUCGGCUCCCGCGCCCCCGAGGGCCGCGACGAGUUCCUCGCCUACUUCAACGCCGCCGUCGACCUCGGCGACACCGUCGGCGACGCGGGCGCCGGCGGCGGCGACAAGUGGGUGAAGAAACAGCUCCCCGCGCAGCAUGCCGGCGCCAAAGUCGAAAGAGGCGACGGCUCGAGAGAGGAGCUGGAAAAGAUUGCCGCGCAAACGGGCGUCUUCUUGGUCGUCGGGUGCAUUGAGCGCGCCGGCGGGAGCUUAUACUGCUCCGUCGUCUACGUGUGCCCUAAGCUGGGUAUGAUUGGGAAGAGACGCAAAGUGAUGCCCACCGCAACAGAACGCCUCAUCUGGGCGCAAGGCUCCCCCUCAACCCUCCGCGCCGUCUCAACAACAAUCAAAGGCGUCCGCAUCAACCUCGCUGCCGCAAUCUGCUGGGAGAGCUACAUGCCCCUCCUCCGCCAAUCCCUCUACGCCCAAAACAUCAACCUCUACCUCGCCCCUACCGCAGACGGCCGCGACACUUGGCUGCCCCUCAUGCGCACCGUCGCCUGCGAGGGCCGCUGCUUCGUCGUCUCGUCCAACAUGGCCGCCAGGCCCCUUACCGUCGCGUCCUCGUCAGCAGCAACAACAACGGCAGCAGCAGUAGACAACGACAGCGGCAUCGAAGACGCCCCAGACGCCCAAAUCUAUCCCACUCGCGCCCGCCGCAACUCAUGCCUCACAGAAGACGGCAACGAAAUCGCCCCUCCCGGCACCAGCAACGGCACGAACAAGACAACAAAGGUCACGACCUCGUCGAAACCGGCCCUCGAAUCAAAAGACUGGGUCUCCCGCGGCGGCUCCUCCAUCGUCGGCCCCUUUGGCGACGUCCUCGCCGGACCGCAGUGGGAGGACGACGAGGGCAUCAUCUACGCCGACGUCGACUUUGAAGACUGCAUUCGCGGACGCUUGGACAUUGACGUCGGGGGAAGCUACUCGCGCAACGACUCCUUCAAGUUUUCCGUCGAGGGGUUGGACCUGGAUCCCCUGCCGUAUUAA